Molecule: messenger RNA, 1669 nt
Organism: Ananas comosus (pineapple)
Lineage: Eukaryota; Viridiplantae; Streptophyta; Magnoliopsida; Poales; Bromeliaceae
Product: scopoletin glucosyltransferase-like
Exons: 1
Coding region: 17-1465 (482 amino acids)
Molecular function (GO): UDP-glycosyltransferase activity
Source: RefSeq, a predicted model, not a curated record
UGCUCAGCUGUAAGGGAUGGGCGCCGAUUCAAUUCUCCCUCAGCAAACUCCGGCGAUGGACGUGCACAUCUUCUUCCUGCCCUUCCUCUCGCCGGGCCACAUGAUCCCCAUGGUCGACCUCGCCUGCGUCUGCGCCGCCCGCGGCGCCAAAGCCACCGUCGUCACCACCCCCGGCAACUUCCCCCUCAUCCGCCCCAUCCUCGACCUCACCAACUCCGGAUCCUCCCUCCCCGACCCCGUCCGGCUGCUCUCCCUCCCCUUCCUCUCCCCCGACUCCGGCCUCCCCGACGGCUUCGAGAACCUCCUCGCCUUCCCGAACCCCGACGUCACCCCCGAGAUGUCCGCCGCCAUCGAGCUGCUGCAGCGCCCCUUCGUCGACCUCAUCCGGCAGCACCGGCCAGACUGCGUCAUCUCCGACCUGCACUUCCCGUGGGCCCGCGACGUGCUCGGCGUGCCGCGCAUUGUCUUCCACGGCACUGGCUGCUUCUCCCAAAUCGUGCUCGGCACCCUCAGCCUCCUCGGCACCCAAAAAGUCGCUUCCCACGGCGACGAGCCCUUCGCCGUCCCCGGCCUCCCCCACAACGUCGAGCUCACGUGCUCGCGCCUCCCCAGAUUUCUUAUCACUCCCGACGAAGCUCUCAUCCGCAUGGGCGAAGCCUACGGGAAGAGCGACGGCGCGGUGAUGAACAGCUUCUACUAUUUGGAGCCGGAUUACGCCGAUCUGAUGAAGCAGUGGGGCGGCAUGAAGGUGUGGCUCGUCGGGCCGGUGUCGGUGUACAAUCGGGAUAUAAAACACAGGGCGGUGAGAGGCGGCGUCGCUUCCGUCGGCUACGACGAUAUCUUGAAUUGGUUGGAUGGCAAGAAGGCGGGAUCUGUGAUCUACGUGUGCUUCGGCAGCCUCGGCCGGUUCACAGUGGCCCAGCUUCGCGAGAUCGCGCUGGGCCUCGAAAAUUCGGAGCACCCUUUUAUCUGGGUCAUGAGAUAUGACGGCGACCUGUCGGAGUUCCUCCCUGCAGGGUUCGGGGAAAGGAAGAAGGGCAUGGUCAUAAACGGGUGGGCGCCGCAGCUGGCCAUUCUGAGCCACGGCUCGGUCGGGGGGUUCGUGACGCACUGCGGGUGGAAUUCCCUGCUGGAGGGGGCCAGCGCGGGCGUGCCGAUGAUCACGUGGCCGCUCUUCGCGGAGCAGUUCAUCAACGAGAAGCUGAUCGUCCACGUGCUGAGGAUCGGGGUCGCGAUCGGCUCAGAUAAGUGCUGCAACUACGCGGAGGAAAGAACGGCGGUGGCGGCCGAGGAGGUGCGGAAGGCAGUGGGGGAAUUGAUGGGUGGUGGCGAAGAGGCGGUGGGAAGGAGGGAGAGGGCGAAGGAGAUCGGCGAGAAGGCGAAGAGGGCUGUGGAGGAAGGAGGGUCUUCUUACGAUGAGGUUGGCUCUCUCAUAGAGCAUUUGCGUAGCUUGAAGAUGAACUAAUUACUGAAGGUUAGAUCAUUUGACUCUGUUAUGUCACGCUUUUGUUGUUUGAAUGUGUUUUACUUGAGUAUUGUAGUUCAUUUAGUUGUUUGAAUGUGUUUGCUGGAGUAUUGUAGGGUGGAGUUCGAUCUUCUUGUAGGCUACGCAUGCCAUUAGAUCUUUCGCCGAAUAAAACAGGUUGUAGCCAUAUGCGUUUACCAAAUA